Molecule: messenger RNA, 915 nt
Organism: Parasteatoda tepidariorum (common house spider)
Lineage: Eukaryota; Metazoa; Arthropoda; Arachnida; Araneae; Theridiidae
Product: protein lethal(2)essential for life
Biological process (GO): protein refolding; response to heat; negative regulation of apoptotic process
Cellular component (GO): cytoplasm; nucleus
Molecular function (GO): structural constituent of eye lens
Source: RefSeq, a predicted model, not a curated record
AACAUCUCGUUCGCUGGAGAAAAUUCUGGAUAACAGCUGAGAAUAUAAAACAAAGCGUUACGUUGUUUUGACAGUUCAGAGAUCAUAGCGUGAUAGUUGGCUGUCAAAUUUCUUCCAGUGAAUUUAUUGCUGUGCUGUUUAAAAGCGAAUCUUUUGGAGUUAUUAUUCAUUUCUUCGCUUGUUUACUUUGAUAUUUGAAAAUGGCCUACUCUCUAUUGCCUUUGUUGUCCCGUCGCUCUUGGUGGGAUAGUUUUGAUUAUCCAGCAACACUUCUUGACCAAAACUUUGGAAUGGGUCUGAUGGAUUCUGAUUUAUUGCCACCACGUCUCUAUCGUGGAUAUUUGCUUCGACCCAGGACCCAGCUGAACUUAGAUUCUUCUGGACAGUCCGAAGUCAAGAACGAUAAAGAUAACUUCGAGGUGAAAUUGAAUGUUAGCCACUUCAAGCCUGAUGAAAUAAGUGUGAAAACUGUUGAUAAUACUGUUGUUAUUCACGGAAAACACGAAGAAAAGACCGACGAACACGGAUUCAUUACCAGAGAGUUUACUCGACGCUACAUGUUGCCCGAUGGAACCGAACCUGAGACCGUGAAGUCUUCUCUUACUCCAAAUGGAAUUUUGGUCAUCGAAGCUCCUAAAAAAGCCAUUGAACCACCUCCAACUGAUGAGAAAAUCAUUCCAAUUACUAUUCAGAAGCCUGAGGGUAAUUAGAACUUUUAGAGACUUUAUAUUUAAUGAACUGGAAUAUUUGAUGUUCUAAUAACUAGGUGUUAUUAAUAGUAUUACCUAUUAGGAAUUAUAAUACCCGUUUGGAAUUAUAAUACCUGUGAUAAAGCAUUAUGUUGUCAACAUCAUUCUGUAAGUAAUCUCAUAUUUGUAAACAUUGAACGUUCGUUAAUAAAUUUAAUUGAAAUUA